Messenger RNA from Leptonychotes weddellii (Weddell seal), 3392 nucleotides. RefSeq names its product FA complementation group F (gene FANCF). Lineage: Eukaryota; Metazoa; Chordata; Mammalia; Carnivora; Phocidae. Gene Ontology annotation, biological process: interstrand cross-link repair. The record is from RefSeq and is a predicted model, not a curated record. Gene Ontology annotation, cellular component: Fanconi anaemia nuclear complex.
UCGGCACGCAGAGAGUCGGCGUCUCCAAGGUGAACGCGGAAGUAAGCACGCCCCCAUGGAAUCGCUCCUGCAACACCUGGAGCGCUUCUCCGAGCUUCUGGCCGUCUCCCGCACGACCCACGUCAGCACCUGGGACCCCGCAACCGUGCGCCGGGCCUUGCAGUGGGCUCGCUACCUGCGCCACGUCCACAGUCGCUUUGGCCGCCAUGUCCGCAUUCGCACGGCUCUGGAACGGCGACUGCAAAAGCGGGGGAGACAGGACGGCGCCCCUGGGUCCGCUCCAGUCCCCGGGUUGACGAACUUCCAGGCGCUGGGGCGCUGUGACCGCCUGCUGUCUCUGCGCCUGCUGGAGAACCGGGCCCUCGGGGAUGCCGCCUAUCACUACCUGCUGCAGCAGCUCUUUCCGGGCCCUGGCGUCCCGGACGCCGACGAGGAGACGCUUCAAGGCAGCCUGGUUCGCCUCGCCCGCCGCGGCUCCGCCGUCCACAUGCUGCGUUUCAUCGGCUACGGAGAGAACUCGGUGCUUGAGGACGCAGUGCUGAAGACCCAGGCGGAGCUGCUGCUGGAGCGUCUGCGGGAGGUGCCGAAGGCCGAAGCCGAGGGCCCCAGCAGGUUUCUCAGCACUCUGUGGGACCGCUUGCCUCAGAACAACUUUCUGAAGGUGAUAGCGGUCGCGCUGUUGCUUCCCCCGUCGUCUCCCCGACCCCAAGGAGAAGAGUUGGAGCUGGGCACCCCCAAAACGCCCGGAGAGGGGGGUCAGGAGCUGAUCCGUUGGCUUUUGGCGAAGUCAGAUGUCAUGGCUGCCUUUUGCCACAACCUCCCAGUCGGGCUUUUAACUUCGGUGGCAGGCCGCCAUCCAGAGCUCUCCCGGGCCUACCUGGGUCUGCUUACAGACUGGGGUCGACAUCUGCGCUACGACCUUGAGAAAGGCACUUGGGUUGGAGCUGAGUCCCAACACGUGUCCUGGGAGGAGUUGUACGGCAGGUUUCAAAGCCUCUGUCAGGCCCCUCCACCUCUCAAAGAUGAAGUUCUAACUGCCCUGGAGUCCUGUAAGGCGCAAGAUGGAGAUUUCCAAGUCCCUGGUCUCAGCAUCUGGACAGACCUGUUGUUAGCUCUUGGGAGUGGGUCAUGAUAGUGCAGUUGGGGGAAAAAAAGGUUUUAGAUCUCAGCCCAGGCCCCAGUUCACUAUGGGCAGUGUUCUGUUAUUAUUUGUAUGUAUAGUUUACAAAAUUAAAAUUCCAGUGCUUGCUCCAGAUCUAUACGUUCAAGUGUCCAAAAUAUUAUUUUAGGUGCUAAUUUAUAAUAGGAUUAUAAUUUAUAAUUUGUAAAGGAACUGGCUUGUACUGUCAUGGAUUUUGUGGAUAGAGGAGUGACAUUGGAAGGAUCCUACUUAAAGCCAAGAGAUUAACAAUAGUUUGCUUAUUAGAAGGCUCCUUCCUAAGAAUGCUGAAAAGAUGUGUACUUUUAAAAGUGACAGAACCACCUUUUUUUCUAUAAAUAUGGCUUACUUUUGUAGCCCCCCUCCCCCUUACUCACCGCUCAGUAGUGAAGAGUUUCCUUUAACCAACAACAUGUGUUGUCAAAAAAUGUUCGUUUGAAAAGCUUACUGGCCUAUUUGGAGUUUAAACCCUGGACUUUGGCCUUUUUAACCUAGUAUCCUAACCAAUUAGCCAGCCUCAACAUGUAUUAAAAUUGUGUUGUUCAAUGAGUUUCUUAUUUCUGCAAAUCACUGCUCUCUGAAAUUCAGAGACCAAACAGGUUUCUUUUGUUUUGUUUUGUUUUUUGUUUUUUACCAAACAAUACUUUAAAGCACUGACUUAAGGAUGAGAAAAAAAAAAAUUGCUUAAGGUAUAGUAAAUACAAAUAUAUGCCCUUGGAUUUAGCAUUUGAUGGUAAAACAAUCAAACCAAAUAUGAAUUAGAAGACCCAGGUUUUAGUGCUUCAGCCAUUGACUAGAUUAAUAAAUCACAAUCUUGGUGCUACAGUUGCCUCAUGUGUUAAAUGAAGUGUUUAAAAUAGUUAAAUUUCCUCAUUUUUUCCUUAAUGGCUGCCCUAUAGGAACAGUUUAGAAUAUUUGUCUCGUGUGUGUAGGAACCUAAUUUUGUGAGUUUACCCAGAUGCUCCACAACUGGUAGAGUGAUUCCCAAUCUCCAAACUUAAGAGUGUUUUAUUAACUUUUAUUAGGGGGAUAUAACUUUGCAUUUAUAAAGAUGUUUUUGUCCCUAUCCAAGUUAGUUGGUAGCAAGAUUUUUUUGAAAACGUAGGGAUGUUCAGAAAGUUAAUUCCUAAUUUCCAGAAACGUAGUUAGAAUGAGGAGUUGUAUAAUCUUGUGGAAUUUUUAACUCUAUAAUAGAACGUGGAGUAAGCUACUGUUCCACUAGCAUGUACACUUUUUUUUAGAUAAUCCUAGGUUAACAGUAGUAGGUUCUAUUUUCCUGUGGUCUGAUUCCUUUUUCUACCUCUAAUCCAUGUAGACCAUCUUUUAGAUUGUUUGCCAUUAAUGCAAGAAGAAAGGCAAUUCCUUCUGUCAGUUACAUGAACUGUUUCAGGAAACAACCUAGUGAAGUUCUAUAGGGGCAAGUCCUAAUGUUGACUCAACCCUAAAUCCCAUAACUCUAAGGUUUAGCUUUAGAGAAUGACAGUUUGUAAUUUCCCUAUUUCUGCAGCUAUAUUGCAUACUCUUAUUUAAAAUGAUAAAAAUUGAUAUAGAUUUAAGAAAAUUUUAAAAUCCAUAUUUAUACCUAAGCAUAUCUUAUUUUAGGCUCUAUGUUAUGUUCAUUACAUAGAUAAUCUUGUCUAAUCUUCAUACCAAGACUGUAUUCUUAUAAAUCAGGGUAUAGGCUGAAAGAGAUCAAGAAGAAUGCCCAAGGGCACACAGAAAAUAAGUAACACGGGAACAGAAGCCCUAUCUGUUUUGUUUUCUUUUCCCCCCAGAGCCUAGCACAGUGCCUGGCAUGUGGUAGGUACUCCAGAUGUUUGCAUAAAUGAAACCAGGAUUAGAACCUUAAUCUGUAUUCUUUAUCUUAUUUUAAACAGAAUUAAAUAUUUGAAAAUAUGCUAUUGAUUAUAGCAAUCUUAUUUCUCUAGGAAUCUAUAAGAAAAAGUGAGAGGAAGGAAUGAGAAACAAUAAUUUCAAGCUUCUCAUGAGUUGGCAAAUAAAAUGACUUCAUGUCUGUUGUAUUGCUGUUAGUAUUAUUUGAGGACAUACAUCUCAGUGUUCUCUUAGCACUUUUCGGGCUGGUUGUAUAUUUAUUGAGUGUAUUAGACUAUUUCAAAUCUAAAUGCUGUUGUCUAUGUGCUGGCUACUUAUUCUGAUUCUAAUGGAAAAUGCCUAAGAUUUGGCUUUUGGCGAAUAAAUUUGGCACAUUUUUGGUGUCAUAUGUAUGAUGUUA